Molecule: messenger RNA, 1759 nt
Organism: Cuscuta europaea
Lineage: Eukaryota; Viridiplantae; Streptophyta; Magnoliopsida; Solanales; Convolvulaceae
Source: the annotation of a GenBank genome assembly
CAUCAAGUAAACUAACCCAGCGGUAGUGCAACGUGGCCUGCACCCAAUGGUAGUGUUCACGAAAUUGGGAGGAAUGCGAGUUGUAGGAGAGAUUAGGUGAAGAAAUCGAAGGCCGAGGUUGAGCUGAAAAUGAAGUUUUGUUAUUUACACUUAGAUCACCUAAUUGUAGAAAUCGCACUUGUUCUCGAUCUCUUGAUGUCUCCGCCCACCUGUUUUCUUCUAAAUAAAUAAAUCUACAUCCCUGCCUCUUUCUCUCUUUGUACUUUUUGCCUCUUGAGCUCAUUGAUUCAAUCAAGCACCAGGAAAAAGAGGUAGAAGAAGAAGAAGACGCUCUUGGAAAUGACUGGUAUUGUUCAAGGGAUUGGUGCCUUCACUUCCGUCUAUUCAGCCAAUCCUUUCAACUCCAAGAAAUUCCACAUCUUUUCUUCCAGAUCUUUCUCAGAGAGGAAAGACAACAUUUUCGUGGUUAGAUGUGGAAGAAGUUUUUACUCUGAUCUAAGCAGUAAUGGCAAAAGAGCUCAACAGUUUAUCUCCAAUGCUGUGGUGACGAAGCAGGAUAAUUCAGCAACUUCAACGUCAUCCAAGCCAGGACAUGAACUUUUGCUGUUUGAAGCCCUGAAUGAAGGACUUGAUGAAGAGAUGGCGAGAGAUCCAAGUGUGUGUGUAAUCGGCGAAGAUGUAGGCCACUAUGGAGGCUCCUACAAAGUGACCAAAGGCAUGGCUGAAAAGUAUGGUGAUCUAAGAGUCCUCGACACCCCAAUUGCUGAGAACGGUUUCACCGGCCUUGGCAUAGGAGCCGCCAUGGCUGGUCUCCGCCCUGUUAUUGAGGGCAUGAACAUGGGAUUCCUCCUCCUUGCAUUCAACCAAAUUUCAAACAACUGCGGAAUGCUCCAUUAUACAUCCGGCGGUCAGUUCAAGAUACCUGUGGUGAUCCGUGGGCCUGGUGGGGUGGGCAGACAGCUAGGAGCCGAACACUCCCAGCGUCUGGAGUCAUAUUUCCAGUCAAUCCCCGGAAUCCAAAUGGUGGCAUGCUCAACCCCUUACAAUGCUAAGGGGUUGAUGAAGGCAGCCAUUAGAAGCGAUAACCCUGUGAUUCUGUUCGAGCAUGUUUUGCUAUACAACCUUAAAGAAACAAUCCCAGAUGAGGAGUAUGUGCUGAAUCUAGAAGAAGCCGAGAUGGUGAGACCCGGGGAACAUGUCACUAUCCUGACCUAUUCUAGGAUGAGGUACCAUGUCAUGCAGGCUGUCAAGAGUCUUGUGGAAAAAGGGUAUGACCCUGAGGUGAUUGACAUCAGGUCACUGAAACCUUUCGAUCUUUAUACGAUCGGGAACUCGGUUAAGAAAACUCACCGGGUGGUCAUUGUGGAAGAGUGCAUGCGGACUGGUGGGAUUGGGGCUAGUUUGACUGCUGCUAUUACGGAGAAUUUCAAUGACUACUUGGACGCUCCUAUUGUGUGUUUGUCAUCACAAGAUGUGCCCACACCUUAUGCUGGCGUGUUAGAGAAUCUGACCGUCGUACAGCCUCCACAGAUUGUUACUGCAGUAGAACAAAUUUGCCAGUGAUUUUGUGUUGAGAAAUAUAUGUGUUUUCAUUUCAGUGUUUUGCUGUAUGUUUAGUUUUGUUGAGAUUGUGUUUCAGAACUUAUUUGUAACUUUUAUUUUAAUUCUUAAAAGGACUUUAUUUGGAUUUUGACAAUUAAUUCUAUGCAUUGUAAGAAUUUGACAUUAAAUACAACUACAACAUUCGAGCCUUCAUCCC